This is a messenger RNA of Anneissia japonica, 2517 nucleotides long. RefSeq names its product E3 ubiquitin-protein ligase RNF220-like. Gene Ontology annotation, biological process: protein ubiquitination. Gene Ontology annotation, molecular function: ubiquitin protein ligase activity. Lineage: Eukaryota; Metazoa; Echinodermata; Crinoidea; Comatulida; Comatulidae. The transcript has 11 exons. The record is from RefSeq and is a predicted model, not a curated record. Bases 249 to 1862 code for a protein of 537 amino acids.
CUCCAAUUGAUAGUUUACCUAUAGUUUAGUUGCUUCAAAAGAUUGUAGUUUCUGGUUUAACCAAUGAAAUUCAUUGACAUUAUCACAGUUGAUAGAAAUUGCUCAACAUUUUGACUGCAUCAAACUAUAUCUUUGGCCAUUCACUUCAUCACGUUAUUGAGAGAGACAGCACGAAAUGUGUGUGAGCAAAUUACCUGUCUGAAAUAUAAUCUUUUUGUUGGACAAGUGUUUAUAUAGAUAUAGCAACAAUGAAUCCAAAUUUCCAAAUGAUGAAUUUUCUGGCACGUUUCUCUCGGCCUCCCAAUUUUAUAUUCAUGGAGAACUCUGCAUUCAUCCCACCUCAUAUCGCAAAUCCUAGACUUGUUGUGUUAGGAUCAACUGCAGAGGAUGCUGCACAAUCAGCAGGUCGAAGGUCAUCACGUCAAACACGGCAGAAGGUUGAAGAAAAGGGAGUGACUUCAUACCCAAUGCAUCCUCUAUAUCACGGGCCAAACGGGUUACCUGUAUUUAACAAUGCCCAAGUUUUUCCUCACCCGGCAAUGAGGCCAACUGUAGAAGAUGGACACAGGUUGAUGAAUCCACUCGGGCCUGGAGCGUUCCGACCGUUUCAGGUUUCCGAAGAACAGGAAGGAUUCUAUCAUCAUUCAGCUUUCGUUCCCGCAAAACAACGUAAAAUGGAAAAUGGAAAAAUUCAAAGCGUCUCAAAUUCAGAAGACUGGAGCAGCGUGCAAACAUGCUCAACAGAAAACUCUGAGAAAGGCACAGAGAGUUCAUUGAGACCUGAGAUGGGUGUGAAACAUGAAAUUGAUGAUAGUGACUUUUCUGAGAGAGGGGAAACCCCUUGCUCAUUUGAAUCAGCUGAGAGGAGCCAAGCUAUUGAAAGUGAGGUGACAGAUAGAUCCAGCCCAGAAGAGGGCAGGCAUUUAAGAAGGAAAAGGAAAUGUAGUUAUUUAUUGGAUGGGCAGAUGUGUUGCAGUGUAUGUGGCGUAACAGUUAGAGCGGGAGAACUUCAGUCUCAUCUGAAUCAAGAAGUGGAACGACUCAAUAAAAUGACAAGGUCUGGAAGACGCUCAAGAGACAGCUCUGGAAGCAGAAAGGGAUCGCAGGGCCCAUCGUCUAGGAGAAACAAAGAUAAUCCGUCGUCAUCCGAUAAUCCAGAGACCCGUUUUGAAACUUACUUGAAAAUCAAAUCAAACAGGCAAUCACGGCUUAAUGCACGUGUUGGGCGGAGUCGCAGAGGAAGACGUAGUGGAGAUUAUUGCGGUGAUCUUACACAUUGUCCAAUUUGCGAUGAAGUACUUGAGGGCUCUCCCGAGGAACGAAACCAUCAUGCAGAGGUGUGCUUACGAAAGCAACAUCAUAUUUCUCCGACUCGGGAAGACAUGGCAGUUGAUGUUGAAGGGGAGGAAUAUGAGGAGUACACUUGGUGUGGACAGACGAGAAUCAGGGCUACCACAAUGCUACAAGCUGGUUUCAAAGGAACUGGUUUCCAAAGGAGAAUCUAUACAGAAGAGGAUGUUGAUAUGAACCUAAACGUAGAUGGAGACGACACGGCAGAGUAUGGACAACCACAGUUCACAGAGGCUGACAUCAUACCCUGCUCAUCAGACGAGCCCUCGGAAGAACGCCAGAGGCAAGCCAUCCGAGGCGCCCUCCUAACUUUCUAUGACACCUACAAUGAUGAUGAUGAUGUUGACAUUGUUGAUGAUGAUGAUGAGGGUUACACAACCCCUCUGGUGUCUGUCCAGUGUUGGCAUGUUCACUGUCAGGAAUGCUGGUUAAGAACUUUAGGAGCAAAGAAGUUAUGUCCCCAGUGCAAUAUGAUCACAGCACCUGCACAGCUACGGAAGAUCUACCUGUAGCUAAUUACCUGUAGAACGUCACCUUGAUGUUAUUUGGAGAUUUCAUUCAACGCAUUCAAAGAAUCAUUCAUGUAGGCCAAGUAGAAUGUACCAUUGAUGUUCACCACAUGAUUAGAUAAGCUAGAAUGUGCUGUGAGCAUGAGAAAAAUGAGUGUUGUGUGACAAUGUAUCUAAGAAAAUACUUGUAAAUAUCGAAAGAAAAUUUUGGCCUGAAAAUAAUGUAAAGCAUUAAAUUAAGGAAACUAGGGGUUAUUUGUUUUUGGCAAUUUUCAAGUUCAGUUUAUUUCAGAUGCACAUUUGUUGGGAAAAGGUGGUUUUGAUACAAUUAUUUUCAAAUUCAUUUGUUAAUUUAUUAUAAACUUCAUAGACAAUUCAUUAUAAAUGUAGAAUUAUGUUUUUCUUUUAGUCAGCAAUGGUGAUUCUCUGGAAUAAUAUGGAUCAUUCAUUAACUUGUAUAGUGUUAAAAUCUUGUAAAAAUUUAAUUAAUUCUUUAUUUUACCUUCUGGUAUUUGAAAUGCAAAUUUUUCAGUUGUUAUUGAUAUUUUAGGCAUUCCAUAGUAACCAGCUGACCUGUUAGGGAUAGCAGCUGUUUGAUCGCUAAGGUAUUUCCAUAGUAACCAUUUUUCCUACUUAAAGUUCAUCACUUAUAACUAGA